Molecule: messenger RNA, 1557 nt
Organism: Selaginella moellendorffii
Lineage: Eukaryota; Viridiplantae; Streptophyta; Lycopodiopsida; Selaginellales; Selaginellaceae
Product: pentatricopeptide repeat-containing protein At4g02750
Exons: 1
Coding region: 1-1557 (518 amino acids)
Biological process (GO): RNA modification
Molecular function (GO): protein binding; RNA binding
Source: RefSeq, a predicted model, not a curated record
AUGGUGACGAUAGAGACGAAGAUCCAGAGAGCUAGAGACAGUGGUGGCAGCGUCUUCGACACCAAUGGAGCGGAGUCUUACGUCUAUGGCCAGCGUAUUGGCCUGUGCCGGGGCCUCUCGAUGCUCCGAGAGAUCCACUCGUGCAUCGCCGACCGUGUCCCGCUCGAGCGAGAUGCCUUCGUCUCCAACAAGCUCGUAGAAUCCUAUGGCAAGUUUGGCAGCGUCGGGGAGGCGCGCCGCGUCUUUGACGCCAUCGCCGACAAGAACGUCUUUUCCUGGGCUCUCAUGCUCUCUGCGUACGCGCGGGCUGGGCAACUUGAGAGUGCCAAGGAGAUCUUCGAUGAGAUGCCCGAGAGGAACCAGGUCUCUUGGACUGCCAUGCUCGCUGCAUACACGAAGAACGGGCAUUUGGACGAGGCUAAGCGCCACUUUGAUCGGAUGCCCGAGUGGAACCUUGUGUCGUGGACUGCGAUGCUAUCAGCAUUUGCCCAUACCGGGAAUUUGGAAGGAGCCAAAGAGCUCUUCGAUUCCAUGCGUGAGAAGAAUAUGGUCACCUGGACUGCUAUGCUUUCGGCUUAUGCGGAUGCUAGACACUUGAAAGAGGCGGAGAGUAUCUUCCAAUCCAUGCCGGAGUGGGACCUAAUCUCGUGCACUACGAUGCUUUCGGCGCAUGCCCAGAACGGGCAAGUUGACGAAGCUAAGGGACUGUUUGAUCGGAUCCCAGAGCUAGAUCUCGUCUCCUGGACAGCGAUGCUAUCGGCUUACGCAGACAAUGCCAAGAUCAAAGAAGCCUACGAAGUGUUUGAAACGAUGCAGGAGAGGAGCAUUGUUUCCUGGAACGCUAUGCUUGCAGCGUAUGUCCAAAACGGGCAUCUGGAGGAAGCAAGGGUUUUGUUUGAUAGAAUGCGGAGCCACGAUCUCGUGUCCUGCACCGCUAUGCUCUCUGCCUACGGAGAGUUUGGGCAUUUGGAGGAGGCCAAGAACAUCUACGACGAGAUGCCGGAGCACAACAUGGUCUCCUGGGGAGCGAUGCUCGCAGCAUAUGCCCAGAACGGGCAUCUGCGAGACGCGAAGAAGAUGUUUGAUGCGAGCCCGGAACAGGAUAUGAUCUGCUGGAACACGAUGGUGGCGUCGUUCGCACACACGGGGCACCACGCCGAGGCCAUGGAAAUGUUCCUGCAGAUGAAGCUCAGCGAAUCCCCCGAUGCCGUUUCGUUUGUCUGCGUGCUCCUGGCUUGCAUCCACUCGGGGAAGCUCUACGAAGGCUGGGCCAAGUUCUGCUCGAUGGUCACGGACUUCGCCCUCAAGCCAACGCCGCAGCACUACUGCUGCGUCGUGGAGAUGCUCGGGAGAGCUGGGCAUUUGCGGCAUGCCGAGGAUUUGCUUGCGGGGAUGCCGUAUUUGCCGAGGGCGUCGGCAUGGAGGAGCCUGCUCGGGGCUUGCCGGACUGGAAGAGAUGUGGAGGGUGGCAGCCGGGCAACCGGGCAAGUGAUGCAUUUGGAUCCAAGGAGUGCUUCCUCGUACGUAGUUCUCUCGAGCAUCGUGGCCGAAAUAUAA